Molecule: messenger RNA, 657 nt
Organism: Hemicordylus capensis (graceful crag lizard)
Lineage: Eukaryota; Metazoa; Chordata; Lepidosauria; Squamata; Cordylidae
Product: collagen alpha-1(XII) chain-like
Exons: 6
Coding region: 19-657 (212 amino acids)
Biological process (GO): endodermal cell differentiation
Source: RefSeq, a predicted model, not a curated record
UCCUCUAGAGAGCAAACCAUGGCCUCAAUGCUGCUAUUCCUUGCACUUCUCCAUUUCUUCCCAGUUGGUGUGGCAGGACUGGAAAGCCAAACCAGCGCAGAAGCAGAGAUUGUGUUUCUAGUGGAUGGUUCGUGGAGUAUCGGUCGACCUAAUUUCAGAGCAAUGCGCCAUUUCCUGGGCAGUGUUGUUGACGCCUUUGAUAUCGGUCCUGAUAAAGUGCAGAUUGCGGUGGCCCAGUAUUCCGGAGAUCCGAGAACGGAAUGGCACCUCAAUUCGUACAGCACCAAACAGACUUUAAUGGAUGCAAUCGCCAGGUUACCAUACAAAGGAGGCAACACCCUGACAGGAACGGCUUUGAACUUCACCUUAAGCAACCACUUCAACGCACAAGCUGGUCUGAGGCCUGGAGCUCACAAAAUUGUUGUUCUCAUCACUGACGGCAAAUCUCAGGAUGAUGUUAAGGCUCCAACUGCAAGAGUGAAGGAAGCAGGUGUAGAGCUCUUUGCUGUCGGUAUUAAGAAUCAUGAUGUAACUGAACUGCGUGAGAUUUCAUCAGACCCAGCUGAGACUCAUGUUUACAGUGUUCGAGAUUUCAGCCUUCUUGGCGAUAUUGUGGAUGACCUCACUAAUAAUUUGCGCAACAGCAUAAAAGAGUGA